Messenger RNA from Myotis brandtii (Brandt's bat), 3962 nucleotides. RefSeq names its product dual-specificity tyrosine-(Y)-phosphorylation regulated kinase 1B (gene DYRK1B). Gene Ontology annotation, cellular component: nucleus. Gene Ontology annotation, molecular function: protein serine/threonine kinase activity; transcription coactivator activity; protein serine/threonine/tyrosine kinase activity. The transcript has 10 exons. The coding region runs from base 448 to 2688 and encodes 746 amino acids. NCBI's taxonomy places the organism in Eukaryota, Metazoa, Chordata, Mammalia, Chiroptera, Vespertilionidae. Gene Ontology annotation, biological process: protein autophosphorylation; peptidyl-threonine phosphorylation; positive regulation of DNA-templated transcription. The record is from RefSeq and is a predicted model, not a curated record.
GAGUUUCCUGGGGAAGGGUGUGCCGGGUGGACCAGAAUGCCAUAGGAGUCGGAGUCACAUUGGAGUUUUCAGAUAACUGUGAUCAGGAGGUCCCCAAAGACCCUGGUGUGGUUUUAGAGGCCUACAGAGGACUUUGCUAUGGUUUGGUGGGGCCUAGAGGACUCUAAUGUGGUUUGGGGGAUCUGCUGGGAAGGGUAGAUCUUGAAACAGAUGAACCUUGCUUUGGUAAGAUGAGAUCCCAAUAUUCAGGGGAGAGGGCAGGGGUUCAGGAUCUUGUGUGAGGGCGGCCUGGGAGGGUUACAAGUGGAAAUGGGAAGAAAAGAGUGAACCCUACUCCCCAUACUGUCUGUGGUUUCUGUUUUCUUCCUUCCUCCAAUUAUUGGUGUCUUUCUGUCCUUUUCUGUCCUGGCCCAUAUUCCUGCCUGACUUCCGAUCACUCUCUUUCACAUGUGCCCGUGUUUGUGCUGCCUGCCUCAUUUAUUUGGUAAUCAUUUGUUGAGGGACUCUGCUGUUCUUCUUUCCCCUCCCCCUCACCACUUCUGUCUGUCCCCUCUUCAUUCCCACCUGUUGCUCUGUUGCACUUUUCCUCCACCCUCUGUGCCUUGCCUUCUCUCUGAUGUCCACCUCUUUCCUGCCUGGCAUUCUCCCACACAUCCCCUUCCAUGUUGUUCCCCUGCCUCCUGCCUGCUCUCAGGUCUCAGCGGCGGUGGCAGCCGAGGUGCAGGAUGCGAGAAGGCGCCCCCCGGCCGGGCUCCCGCUCCAGGCCUCGCUCCCCUGCGGCCCUCUGAGCCCACCAUGGCCGUCCCACCGGGCCAUGGUCCCUUCUCUGGCUUCCCAGGGCCCCAGGAACACACACAGCAGGUAUUGCCUAACGUGCGGCUCUUGCCGAGGAGGCUUCCCCUGGCCUUCCGGGAUGCAACCACGGCCCCAUUGCGCAAGCUCUCCGUGGACCUCAUCAAGACCUACAAGCACAUCAAUGAGGUCUACUAUGCAAAGAAGAAGCGGCGGGCCCAGCAGGCUCCUCCUCAGGACUCAAGCACCAAGAAGGAGAAGAAGGUCCUGAACCACGGUUAUGACGAUGACAACCAUGACUACAUAGUGCGCAGUGGCGAGCGCUGGCUGGAGCGUUAUGAGAUUGACUCCCUCAUUGGCAAAGGCUCCUUUGGCCAGGUGGUGAAAGCCUAUGAUCAUCAGACCCAGGAACUGGUGGCCAUCAAGAUCAUCAAGAACAAAAAGGCCUUCCUGAACCAGGCCCAGAUUGAGCUGCGGCUGCUGGAGUUGAUGAACCAGCAUGACACGGAGAUGAAGUACUACAUCGUGCACCUGAAGCGGCACUUCAUGUUCCGGAACCACCUGUGCCUGGUGUUCGAGCUGCUUUCCUACAACCUGUAUGACCUCCUGCGCAACACGCAUUUCCGGGGUGUCUCGCUGAACCUGACACGGAAGUUGGCGCAGCAGCUCUGCACGGCGCUUCUCUUCCUGGCCACGCCCGAGCUUAGCAUCAUUCACUGCGACCUCAAGCCUGAGAACAUCCUGCUCUGCAACCCCAAGCGCAGUGCCAUCAAGAUCGUGGACUUCGGCAGUUCCUGCCAGCUUGGCCAGCGGAUUUACCAGUACAUCCAGAGCCGCUUCUACCGGUCACCCGAGGUGCUCCUGGGCACGCCCUAUGACCUGGCCAUUGACAUGUGGUCCCUGGGCUGCAUCCUGGUGGAGAUGCACACCGGAGAGCCCCUUUUUAGUGGCUCCAAUGAGGUGGACCAAAUGAAUCGGAUUGUGGAGGUGUUGGGCAUCCCACCAGCUCCCAUGCUAGACCAGGCACCCAAGGCUCGCAAGUACUUUGAACGGCUGCCUGGGGGUGGCUGGACCCUACGGAGGACAAAGGAACUCAGGAAGGAUUACCAGGGCCCUGGGACACGGCGGCUGCAGGAGGUGCUGGGCGUGCAGACGGGCGGGCCCGGGGGCCGGCGGGCGGGGGAGCCGGGCCACAGCCCCGCCGACUACCUCCGCUUCCAGGACCUGGUGCUGCGCAUGCUGGAGUAUGAGCCCGCCGCCCGCAUCAGCCCGCUGGGGGCUCUGCAGCAUGGCUUCUUUCGCCGCACGGCAGAUGAAGCCACCAACACAGGCCCGGCAGGCAGCAGUGCCUCCACCUCGCCCGCCCCCCUCGACACCUGCCCCUCCUCCAGCACCGCCAGCUCCAUCUCCAGCUCUGGAGGCUCCAGUGGCUCCUCCAAUGACAACCGGACCUACCGCUACAGCAACCGAUAUUGUGGGGGCCCUGGGCCCUCCAUCACUGACUGUGAGAUGAACAGCCCCAAGGUCCCACUCUCCCAGCCGAUGCGCCCCUGGGCAGGCGGUGAUGUGCCCCACAAGACACAUCAAGCCCCCGCCUCUGCAUCAUCACUGCCAGGGGCUGGCACCCAGUUACCCCCCCAACCCCGAUGCCUUGGCCGUCCUCCAUCACCAACCUCACCACCACCUCCGGAGCUGAUGGAUGUGAGCCUGGUGGGCGGCCCUCCUGACUGCUCCCCACUCCAUCCAGCGCCUGCCCCCCAGCACUCGGCUGCCUCAGCCCUCCGGACUCGGAUGACAGGAGGUCGUCCACCCCUCCCACCCCCUGAUGACCCUGCCACUCUGGGGCCUCGCUUGGGCCUUCGUGGUGUACCCCAGAGUACGGCAGCCAGCUCAUGACCCUGCCCCUUCCCUGGGGCCCUCCUGAAGCCAUACCCCUCCCCCAUCUGGGGGCCCUAGGCUCCCAUCCUCAUCUCUCCCCUUGACUGGAAUUGCUGCUGCCCAGCCGGGGUGGGUGAGGCCUGCACUGACUGGGGCCUGGGGCAGGGGGUCAAGGAGAGGGGUUCAGGCGCGCCCCCACACUAAGGACUGGACCCUUGGCCCCCUCUCUCCCCUUGUUUUCUAUUUAUUGUACCAAAGACAGUGGUGGUCCAGUGGUUGGGAGACCCCCUUCACCCCAGGGCCCUAGGAAGGGGUGGGGGCCGGUAGGGGGAGAUGGCAUUGCUCCUCCUUGCUGUACCCCCCAGUAAAGAGCUUUCUCACAUGCCCGCCUGAGCGUUUGCAGGGCCCUGGCUCCCUUCACCCAGCCCUCAGAGGCAUGGUGCGGAAUGUGUUUGGGGAGGGGGUGCUGGAAGAGCUUUGUCUUGUCGGAUAUGUCCAUAGGGAAGUUAUAGCUAUUGGUACAGACAUGGGGCUGCAGGUCUGGGCCUAAGGAAUCCUAGACAGAGAUCCUGAAUAGGAUUGUAGCCCACAUUUGCCUUUUCCAGGGUAAACUGAGACUCUGAAAGGGUGAAGGCCCACCUCUGGCCUGUUUCUGGGAAACAACAGUUUGUGUCCUAGUAAGCCAGGGUUUCCACAGAGUCUGUGCAGGAGUGGUUCCUUUUGCCAGGCAAGCAUCCAGUAGGUGCUGAAUACGUGUAAUAGGACUUAUUAGUGCCAUCUGGGGAUUGACAGGCAGACAAUGGGUACAGAAAAAAAACCCCCCCCACCCCCGACGUCUGGUCUUACCCUUUGGAACAAUUGCGGACAGAGCAAGGCGUUUUGAGAUUUUCAGGCCAAAAAAAUAUCCCAGGGGUUCCAGGUAAGUGGGCCUGUUUCCUUGGCAUUUGGGAAACUUUUGUCUCCCAAAUGGCCAAUCAAGAACCUCCUGUUGCAAAGGGUAUCCGUCUUCCACCUCAGGGAUGCGGGCGCCUCCUGGGAAAUGGAGCUCUACUUAGCAAUCUUCCCACUUUUCGUCGGGGAACUACAAAGACCAGAGUUCUUUUCGCUCACGUGUUUAGGGGCGGGAUGUCAGGCGGCCAAUCAGCAGUCAGACAAACAGCCGGAUGCUGGUCGCUAGCUCUGAGGAGGAAGGAAAGGGCCGUGAUUGGGUGUUUUGGGCCGUGCUGUGCGCAGGUGUUGAUUUCUGUUGAGGCGGCGGCAGGUGCCCGAAGGCUUAUCGUGGAGAGCGUGAA